Messenger RNA from Chlorocebus sabaeus (green monkey), 4429 nucleotides. RefSeq names its product 1-acylglycerol-3-phosphate O-acyltransferase 5 (gene AGPAT5). Gene Ontology annotation, cellular component: mitochondrion; endoplasmic reticulum; endomembrane system. Lineage: Eukaryota; Metazoa; Chordata; Mammalia; Primates; Cercopithecidae. Gene Ontology annotation, biological process: phosphatidylinositol acyl-chain remodeling. Gene Ontology annotation, molecular function: acyltransferase activity. The record is from RefSeq and is a predicted model, not a curated record.
UCAAAUAAGAAAGUGUUGCUUGAAGAUUUUAGAGUACUGUAUAUGUGUAUAAGUAGAAUAGUUUUGUCACAGUCAAAAGAUUUUGGGAUCUUGGAGUGAGAAACCUCGGUGUAAUUCCUAUUUCUCUGCCAUUCCGUAUGUCAUGUGGAGUAAGUGUCAACUUCUCAGUCUCAAGAUUCUCAUCCUUAAAUGGAAUACUUUUUGUCAUGCUAUUUUGAAGACAAAAUGAGAUAAUAUGUGAAACUGCCUAGCUCAGUGACUGGUACAUCAUGGAUACUCAGAAAAAACACACCCUCUAAAAUAAGAACAGUACCAAAAGACAGGAUGUAAAAUAAGGGCAGUGCCAAAAGACACAUGCAUGCUGAGUGUGUGAGAAAGAACUCCAUGGCCUUCCUGGGUGGCGCAGGCCAUGGCAGUUCCACAGCAUGACGUGGUUGCUGUGGGCGGUAGAGCAGACAUGCCGCUCCCCAUCACUGCCUGGCUUUGAUGCUUUCUUGCUUCAGCUGAGAGGACACAGCUGUGAUACAAAGACCUUGUGUGUACAGUCAUGACCUCACAUUUUCAGUUUCCUGCUGGCAGAGCCCACAAUCUCCAAUGUACGAGCACCAGAGUUGGCCUGAGACAGACAGCAUACAGAGGCUUGUAACAUCCUUCUGGAAAACACUGUGUAAGCUUUCAGUACGAAUAAACAUGAUCAGUGGUAAGUUCUGUCAGAUGUAGUCUGCAACCAUCCUGAUUUUACUGAGCAAGCUAUGUUGAUUUACAGGUGGCUGAUGAUUCCGUGGAUAGUCCACUGCUAGUAUUUUUUACAAAUUUAACAAGACAUUCUUACUGGAAGAUUGCCCUGUUCUUACGAUACUGCUGCCCUUUUUCCUUCAUUUGCUGUUCAGACUAAACUUGGAGACUACAGUCAGUCAGAGAACUUGCUAGACCACCUCUCAGGUUAUUCUUUCAUUCCUGAUCAUCUUCAAAAUUUUGAAAAAGAAAUUGUAAAAAUGACAUCAGCCACAUAUAGGCUUAUGUCCUUGAGAAGCAGAAGUUAAUUACCUAAACACAGCAAGUACCUUAAACUCGGUGGAGUUGAAUUCCACUAUGCAAGGAAUCAAAGUAACAAUGAAAUUAUGAUUGGAAUGACAUCAAGAGGAAUUCUGAUUUAUAACAGACUACGAAUGAGUACCUUUCUAUGGUCGAAGAUUGUAAAAAUUUGUUUUAAGUGCAAACAGUUUUUUAUUCAGCUUUGAAAAUGGCUUGCAUAAAUCUGGAGAAAGAUUAUCAGGAUUUAAUAUGAUGAAUUGUAGAGCAUGUAAAUGUUUGUGGAAAGCAAGUUUAGAACAUCACAUAUUCUUCUGUUUGGACAGACCACUUCCAACUAGAAAUAAUUUUUUUGCAUAUUGUUUUACAUUAGGUUCAAAAUUCCUAAUGCACCGUGGGAGAACUGAAGUUCAGUUAGUUCAGUAUGACAAAGAAAAGGCAAAUAAAGACAGACUACUUGCAGGAUCCUCAAGUAAGCCAUUGACGUGGAAAUUAAUGAAUUGGGAAGUAGUAAGCAGGAAUUCAAUAUCUGAUGAAAAGAUUAGAAAUGUAAAGCCUUCCAUCACAGCUGCCACCUGGAACAGGAAUUCCUACUCAUCAAAAUUUUGCAUUCACACAAGAGGGAACCUGAUUAUGACCAUCUUCAGUUGGUCAUUUGGUAGAUUAUGUGGUUCACACUUUUUCCAAAGUAUUUGCAAAUCAGAGAUCACCAUUAUCAGCACAAGCUGAUAGCAUCACUCUGGAAUCAUCACCAUUAGAGGACACCCCUGAGAUGGGUAGUCUCCGGCUUUACCACCCAAACAAUCUAAGAAAAACAGUUGGAACCAAAUUCAUUAUUUACAUUUCCAACAAGAUCUGGAAGAUCAUAUUAAUGAAACAUUGAUGUUACAUCUUCUCUUAAAAAAUCUACUCCUAAUGGUGGUGUUCUACAUGAUCAUCUUGUUCUAAUCAGAGUGAACCUGAUGAAAAUGGAAAGUAUGGAGUCAAUGUAAAGGGGAAUAUGAUCAGAAGAUGUCUGUGAUCGUGUCCUGAGAAGCACCAGGAACACCUUUGAACUCGGUGACCCUCAAUUGAAGAGAAGGCCUGGUUGUAUUGAUCAGUGUUUGGGACUUUACAGACACAUCCAUGAUUGAGUUGUCCUGCUUAUUAAAGCUAACUGUGAGAGACAUUCUGGGGAACUCAGGCUUCUAGUUCUACCUAUGCUGCAUAUGAUGUAGUGGAAGAAGUGCUAGAAAACGGGACAGACUUCCAGUACAUUCUGGAGAAAGCCCCACUAGAUAGUGUCCACCAGGAUGACCAUUUCCUGUGGGAGUCAGUGAUCCAGCUAGCCGAGGGAUUACCGCUGGAACAUUCUGGACACAAUUUGAUCAGCUUAUCAAAAAAAAAACUUGGAAUGACAGUGUCUGGUGCCAGGUUACCUUAGAACCUUUCCAAAAAUAGAUACAGAGAUAGUUUGCCUCAUGAUACUACAUGGAUUAUUUUAAAAGGUAAUGAAGACUACAUCAGUGCAAUUCCAGCAUUGUAAGUCAGAACAGUGCUUGUCAAGGGGCGUUACCACACACUUGAACAGAUUUUUGGCAGAUGACUUAGGAACAAGUCUUCUCUAUGGUUGUAAUGUUGACCACACAAGUUGAAUGUGGCAGAGUUAAAUGACCCCAAUAUUGGCCAGAACCCACAGGAAGUUCAUCCUAUGGAUGCUACCAAGCCUUCUGCCACUCAGAAGAAGGAAGCACUGCCUUUAUCUUCAGGAAGAUCACACUGCUGUUUAACCAAGAGAAAAAUGAGAGAGUCAUCAGUCACUCAGAUCCAGUACAGAGGUUGGCCUGACCAUGGAGACCCUGAUGAUUCAAUGACUUUCUGGAUUUUGUUUUUCAUGUGCAAAAUAAGAGGGCUGGCAAGGAAAAACUCCUUGUUGUUUCUUGCAGUGCCAGAGUUGGAAGAACCAGCAUUCUUAUUACUAUGGAAACAGCCAUGUGUCUCAUUGAAUGCAGUCAGCCAGUUUGUUCACUAGACAUGAUAUUGCUAUAUGGAGAUUUGCCAAAAAAUAAAGAAAAUAUAAUAUAUUUAGCAAAUCAUCAAAGCACAGUUGACUGGAUUGUUGCUGACAUCUUGGCCAUCAGGCAGAAUGCGCUAGGACAUGUGCGCUAUGUGCUGAAAGAAGGAUUAAAGUGGCUGCCAUUGUAUGGGUUUUAUUUUGCUCAGCAUGGAGGAAUCUAUGUAAAGCGAAGUGCCAAAUUUAAUGAGAAAGAGAUGCGAAACAAGUUGCAGAGCUAUGUGAACGCAGGAACUCCAAUGUAUCUUGUGAUUUUUCCAGAAGGUACAAGGUAUAAUCCAGAGCAAACAAAAGUCCUUUCAGCUAGUCAGGCAUUUGCUGCCCAACGUGGCCUUGCAGUAUUAAAACAUGUGCUGACACCACGAAUAAAGGCAACUCACGUUGCUUUUGAUUGCAUGAAGAAUUAUUUAGAUGCAAUUUAUGAUGUUACGGUGGUUUACGAAGGGAAGGACAAUGGAGGGCAGCGAAGAGAGUCACCGACCAUGACGGAAUUUCUCUGCAAAGAAUGUCCAAAAAUUCAUAUUCACAUUGAUCGUAUCGACAAAAAAGAUGUCCCAGAAGAACAAGAACAUAUGAGAAGAUGGCUGCAUGAACGUUUCGAAAUCAAAGAUAAGAUGCUUAUAGAAUUUUAUGAGUCGCCAGAUCCAGAAAGAAGAAAAAGAUUUCCUGGGAAAAGUGUUAAUUCCAAAUUAAGUAUCAAGAAAACUUUACCAUCAAUGUUGAUCUUAAGUGGUUUGACUGCAGGCAUGCUUAUGACCGAUGCUGGAAGGAAGCUGUAUGUGAACACCUGGAUAUAUGGAACCCUACUUGGCUGCCUGUGGGUCACUAUUAAAGCAUAAACAAAUAGCUGUCUCCAGACAAUGGGAUGUGCUACAUUGUCUAUUUUUGGCGGCUGCACAUGACAUCAAAUUGUUUCCUGAAUUUAAUAAGGAGUGUAAAUAAAGCCUUGUUGGUUGAAGAUUGGAUAAAAUAGAAUUUGUGACGAAAGCUGAUAUGCAAUGGUCUUGGGCAGACAUACCUGGUUAAUACAACUUUAGCACCAGGGCUGCUGGAAGGGUAAAAGCUAAAUGGAGUUUCUCCUACUCUGUCCAUUUCCCAUGAACUAAUGACAACUUGAGAAGCUGGGAGGAUUGUGUAUUUUGUAAGUCAGAUGGCUGCAUUUUUGAGCAUUAAUUUGCAGCAUAUUUCACUUUCUCUGUUAUUUUCAGUUUAUUACAACCUGACAGCUCUAAGGUCUUAUUACUAAAGUAUUUAGUAUCUUGCAGCUAGCUAAUAUUUCAUCUUGUGCUUAUUUCUACAAGUCAGUGAAAUAAAUUGUAUUUAAGAAGUGUCAGGAUGUUCAAA